UCGGCAGACUUGCUGGAUUUUCCCUUUAUCGUCACAUUAAACACACAUGCACGCACACACACACACACACACACGCGCGAGCGCGCGCGCGCACAGACACGCGCGUAUUUCCUGGCUCCUCAGACUCGAGCGCGGAAACGAGUGUGCGAAUCGCGCUCUGCUCUGGGGUGAAGUUGUUGAGCGAUCACUUGAGAAGCGGCCUUUAAGUGACUAGUUUGGAUGUGACGAGAAAAAGGUGUGUAUUUCACAUUGGGGAGGACACACGCAUGUUUGCAAGAUGUCAGACUCCUCCGACUGCUAUUCUUUGAACAUUAACCUGCUUCGAGAGCCUGUUCUGAAAAGGCUCUGUGAACUUCUGGACAAAACUAACAGCAAAGGGUGGCGGAAGCUGGGAGAGGUGGUCAGUAAUGACCGACGUUUCAGAGUGAGCUCAGAUGAGAUGGAACGGUGCUCCCUGAAAGUGCUUGAGUUGGAUGGCAGCCCUACCCGCAGCUUGCUGAGGCUCAUGGGAGAGCGUGGCUGUGUGUUGAAGGACUUGGUGGACUUUCUGCAAGCCAUGGGUCACAGCGAGGCUCUUCAGUGCAUAAAAAUAGCAGAAAUUAAGAUCGUCAUCCAACCCCAGUCUGUGGCCGCUGUAUCUGGGCAAACUGUUCGACUCUACUGUCAGGCUGUGGGUAGUCCUGGUGUUCAGUACCAGUGGUUCAAAUCCAAGGAAGAGAUGCCAAAUGGUACUUUUCCUGAACUGGUAUUCAGCCCAGUCCAAGUAAGGGAUGCAGGAUUCUACAUCUGCAGAGUGAAUUGUGGCAGUAUGUUUGAGUUCAGCAGCUGGGCCCAACUAGAGAUUCUGGAUGUUGCAGGAACAUGUGGUGCGACAUGUCAGUCCUUGGACAGUCGGGUAAAAGUUGUGCUGCAGCCCAGGAACCAGAGGCUACAUGAAGGAGCUGUACUGGAAUUAGAGUGUGGAGCAGUAGGGAAGCCCAUUCCCCAAUACCAGUGGUACAGGAAUGGGGUCCCCCUUCAGAAUGCUUGUAAGAGGAAGUACAUGGUUCAUAUGGUUACCCGGGAACACGAGGGGAAGUACCGCUGUAUGGUAUCCUGCAAGGAUGAGUGGACAUGGUCACGGGAAGUAGACGUCAUUAUAGACAGUUAUGUAUCCAUCUGGCAUCAAGGUCCAGAAAAGCCCUACGCAACGGACAAAGUGGCGCUCCUGAUUGGGAACCUGUCGUACCAGAAUCACCCGCAGCUGCGGGCGCCCAUGGUGGACGUGUACGACCUCACUAACCUUUUGCGCCAGCUCAACUUCAAGGUGGUGUCACUGUUGGACCUCACCGAGUCAGAAAUGCGCAAUGCUGUGGACGAGUUCUUGUUGCUCCUGCACAAGGGCGUUUACGGCCUUCUCUACUAUGCUGGGCAUGGCUACGAGAACUAUGGCAACAGUUUCAUGGUCCCUGUGGAUGCGCCUAACCCCUACCGCUCUGCCAACUGCCUGUGCGUGCAGAGCAUCCUGAAGCUGAUGCAGGAAAAGGAGACGGGCCUCAAUGUGUUCCUGCUGGACAUGUGCAGGAAGAGGAAUGUUCAUGAUGACACUACCCCCAAUGUGGUGUUGAAAGUUACAGCUAACAUAGUCUUUGGAUAUGCAACUUGCCCGGAUGCAGAGGCGUUCGAGCUUAACUCAAGCGGAUUCACCAAUGGUGUUUUCAUCAAGUUCCUGAAGAAGCGUCUCCUAGAGGAUGAGAAGAUCACCGUGCUGUUGGACCGAGUGGCAGAGGAUAUGGGCCAGUUUGACCCUACCAAAGGCAAGCAGGCUCUAGAGAUUCGGAGCAGCCUAUCAGAGAGACGGGCCCUGACAGACCCUGUCCUGCCCAGUGGCUGCUGGGAUGAGGCCCAGGCUCGCAACCUGCAGUGGGCCAAGGCACACGAGUUGCCUGAGAGCAUGUGCCUAAAUUUCGAGGGCGGGGUACAGAUCAAGUUGGGCUUUGCUGCGGAGUUCUCCAACGUACUGGUCAUCUAUACCAGUAUUGUGAGGAAGCCGGUUGACAUAUCCUCCUGCCAGGCCUAUGUCACAAACUUCACACCGGAGCUCGACGUGGAUCCUAAGGAGAUGAACAGAGUGACCCCUGAGGAGACAGGGAGCUACCUGCUGUCUAAGAACCUGCCGCAGCACUGCCUGUACACACGCCUCAGCUCGCUGCAGAAACUCCGGGAGCAGUUGGUCUUCACAGUGUGUCUGCAGUGCACGUAUGCUGCAAUGGAGGAGCCAGUGGACUGGACCAUGGAGGUGAACAUUGGGAAACCGCUGAUCGCCAGGCUGGACCUGCACCGACCCCCAAGGCGGAGCAGCUGCCUGCAGACAUGCCUAAUGCCCCACAGCCCAUCACACAGUCCCUGCCACAGUCCCGGAGCUGAGCAGAUCCAGCAGUAUCCCUGCUGCUUUCCCUCACAGCUGUCUGGCACCUACCUGGGAGUGGAGUCAUGCGAACUCCCCCAUGGUUCCCACUCCACCUUCUACGGGGGCUCCCCACACUCUGACUCCGCCUUGUACCACCGCUACAGGGAGGCUGAUGCCGAUGAGGGCCCACCUUUUUUGGCAUCUCUCACCAGAGUCAACAUUCCUAUUGAGGCCUCAGAUGACAUCGAAGAGCUGCAGUCCAGCUUCAUUCACUGUCUGCAGGUGCACAACCGGCACUGACGCACGGGGCACCACUCAUCCUCCUUUAGCAUUUUAUCUACCUGUUUUAAACUGCUGCAGAA
Messenger RNA from Scleropages formosus (Asian bonytongue), 2751 nucleotides. It is a transcript of the gene malt1, whose product is annotated as MALT paracaspase 1. The record is from RefSeq and is a predicted model, not a curated record. Gene Ontology annotation, molecular function: cysteine-type endopeptidase activity. Lineage: Eukaryota; Metazoa; Chordata; Actinopteri; Osteoglossiformes; Osteoglossidae. Gene Ontology annotation, biological process: proteolysis. The transcript is spliced from 16 exons. The coding region runs from base 278 to 2689 and encodes 803 amino acids.